AACAAUGAGAUUCAAAAUGAAGUGUUUUUUUCUGUUUCUAAUCUUAUGCAAUCUCAGCUCCUUACAUUCUACAAAAAGUCCCAUAAUCAAUAAAAGUGAAAACCUCGUGUCUUUUACUAAAUUCAAUAACAAUCUUGGGUCCUUCAUUGAACCCAAAGGUCAAGUGGUAAUCAAAACUGGCGACCUUGUCAUGCGUGUCCUUGUAAAUGUUCAAUCAUUGGAAACAGACUACAAAUAUCUGCAAGAUUUUUGCCAUAAGUACUAUCAAAGUGAAUGCCCAAAACCAUUCAAUCCAGAUCUGACAGAGUUUCGUGACACCAUCAAAUCUUUGGAUACUGUAGAAGAAGUGGAUGUAAAGCAUCUUUCUUCACACCUUUAUCAACCUGUUAAAGACAUUCUAAAUGAUAUGUUGAAAAAUAUUGAAGCAUCCAAAAGUUAUUUAUUUACGUGGAAUAUCGCGAGGGUGGCUACAGAUUUAGAACGGCAAAAGGAACUCCUUGUCCGCGAAGUUGCUUGCGCCCGCAAUAAUACCAUGUGUCCAUCCUAUAUAACCAUUCAAUCUAUAAAGAAGUUACUUAUUGACAGAAACUACACAAUUUUUGAUUUCAUUCGUAGUGCAUCUGUAAAAGUUGGACAAUUUGAUAGGUAUAUUCUGUUUGAAUAUACAAUGCCAUCAAGGGUUGAUACAAAAUUUAACCUCUUUCAUUUGACGCCCAUUCCCAAAGUGCAUCCAAAUGGCACAAUCGAGAUUUUGGAUAUUGAGAGUCCAUACGUGGGAAUAUAUGGCAAAUUGAAAAUGUAUUUUAACCUUCAAAACUUGGAUGACUGCUUGAAGCUGAAUAGCAAUACAAUAAUUUGCGAACCGGAUGAAAUCUCUCAAAUAAAUGAUUUUAAAGAUCUGCCUUGCGCGGUUGCUCUGAUAGAAAAUCAAACCUCCAAGACCUGCACUUCUCAUCUUAUUAUGCGGAACUCCAUAUGGACACCACUUCUAGCACCAAAUUCUUGGAUAGGGACUGUCACCAAGGAUCUCUCUUUACAGACCAUCUGCUCCGAAUAUCAACUGGAACUGAAAAUAAAGGGCACUGGUAUCUUAAGGAUUCGAAGCGACUGCAGAGUUCUUGGUACAUCUGUAAAUCUCCAAGGAAGUGUGCGGAAAUGGACACAUUCCAAUCAAUCCUAUGCAUCACUACAGACCCCAAACGAAACUUUAGAUAAAGACAAUAUUUCCGCAUCCAUAAACGAACUUCGCAACGCCAUAAUAAAACUCACGGCGGAUCAAGAGAAACCGGAAACCAUUAUAUUUCCAUAUAUCAUCGGAGCAGCCGGAAUUAUUAUAAUUCUCCUUGGUGUUGCCUGUUUUUAUCGCCAUCAGCGCACCAGGAUUCCAGUGCCAGGAUUCGUAGUUAAGUUGAAUGAAAUAUCCUAAAAAUUGUAUGUUAAUUUCCUUUCCAAAACCGCGAAUCCAUAAAUGG
Messenger RNA from Drosophila takahashii, 1472 nucleotides. RefSeq names its product iris (gene Iris). Lineage: Eukaryota; Metazoa; Arthropoda; Insecta; Diptera; Drosophilidae. The record is from RefSeq and is a predicted model, not a curated record.